ACAUACAUUUAUAGCAAUGACGGUAUCGUCUAAACUGGUCGAAGUACCAAAAUCCGGAUUUUCUUCAAUCCCGGUUAUAGAUAUCUCUGACCCGGAAUCCAAACACGACAUGGAAAAAGCCUGUGAAGACUUUGGAUUCUUCAAGGUGAUCAACCAUAGCGUUUCUUCGGAGCUAGUCUCUGUUUUGGAUCACGAGGCCGUCGAGUUCUUCUCAUUGCCUACGUCCCAGAAAACCCAAGUCGCAGGUUAUCCCUUUGGAUACGGGAAGAGAGCGAUUGGUCGCAGUGGGGACGUUGGUUGGGUUGAGUACUUGUUGAUGAAUGCUAAUCUUGAUUUCGGUUCCCAUCCAUUCCCUCCGGGUCUCUUGCAAAACCCCGAAACUUUCAGAAAUGCAUUGUUGGAGUACACAAAAUCAGUGAGGAAAAUGACAUGCGAUGUUUUGGAGAUGAUGACUGAUGGGUUAGGGAUCAAACCGAGGAACACACAUAGCAAGCUUGUCUCUGGUGAAAACACUGACUCCAUAUUCAGGCUUAAUCACUAUCCACCAUGCCCUCUUAUCAACAACAAUAAUACCAAUGGUAGCAACAUUGUGAUCGGUUUUGGCGAACACACCGAUCCUCAGAUCAUCUCUGUCUUAAGAUCUAAUAACACUUGCGGUCUCCAAAUCAAUCUAUCUGACGGCUCCUGGAUUUCUGUCCCUUCAGAUCCCUCCUCCUUCUUCUUCAACGUCUCCGACUCUCUCCAGGUGUUGACAAAUGGGAGGUUUAAGAGCGUUAAGCAUAGGGUAUUAGCGAACAGCAGGAAAUCUAGGGUUUCUAUGAUUUACUUCGCUGGACCUUCGUUAACUCAGAGAAUCGCUCCCUUGACUUGUCUCAUUGACAAUGAAGACGAGAGUUUGUACGAAGAGUUCACUUGGUCUGAAUAUAAAAACUCUACCUAUAACUCUAGAUUGUCUGAUAAUAGGCUUCAGCCAUUUGAAAAGAAAGCUGUAUCAUUGAAUGAUUGAUAGGUUAUGUUCGUGAUUUGUUG
Messenger RNA from Brassica napus (rape), 1029 nucleotides. Its product is annotated as gibberellin 2-beta-dioxygenase 1-like. The transcript is spliced from 4 exons. Gene Ontology annotation, biological process: response to light stimulus; gibberellin catabolic process. The record is from RefSeq and is a predicted model, not a curated record. Lineage: Eukaryota; Viridiplantae; Streptophyta; Magnoliopsida; Brassicales; Brassicaceae. The coding region runs from base 17 to 1006 and encodes 329 amino acids.